ACCACGCAUGAGCAUUAUGUUUUAUGGGCAGUAACAAGGAAGCGAAGUCACAGAUUGAAGAUAACGUUUCUUAGUGCUGCAGCUCGUUUGGACUCAAGAUGGCAGUUGACUGGAUUGGAUUUGGUUAUGCUGCAGCCAUCGCCUUUGGGGGAUACAUGGGCUACAAGAGAAAAGGCAGCGUCAUGUCCCUGAUGGCUGGUUUGGUCUUUGGUUGGUUAUCUGCUUAUGGUGCAUACAACGUCUCUUAUGACCCAAAGGACAUCAAGGUCUCAUUGAUUUCCUCAGGAGUCCUCUCACUCGUGAUGGGAACGAGAUACAAGAAAUCUGGAAAGUUAAUGCCUGCUGGCUUUAUGUCGGGGCUAAGUUUGUUGAUGGUGUUUCGGCUGUUACUGCUCCUGGUGGUGUGACUGAAGGAGUAAAGCUGACCAGACUGAGGGCUCUCUGUCUCUCAUUGAGCAAGCCUUGUUUUAAAGGAAACAGCAUUCCCAGUUGCAUACUAAAACCCUCUGUUUUGUAUGCUAACUUAACUCUCAUGUGAACAAAAACUACCAGUGGGUGUUUAACAGAUUUGAGGUUAACUUGACUACUAAUCCUAUUGCAGUAAAUCUGUUUUGGCGAUCUUUAUAGAAAUAAAGCUUUUUUUGUAUGAGCAUGUGCAUGAAUGUAAAUCUCUUGAUUUGAGAUUAACAGAUGUACAUGAGCUUUGUGGGUGCAAUUGUUUGUGUUGGCAGGUGGUUUACUGUUUACACUGCGACUUCACUUUUGAAGGCUGCUAAUAAUGUCAAUGUAAGUGAUCUCAAAUAUUCAAAUCACUGAAAGAAAAGGGCCAAGUUUAAAGAAUAAAAUGUGUAUUCUUGA
Messenger RNA from Anoplopoma fimbria (sablefish), 858 nucleotides. RefSeq names its product transmembrane protein 14A (gene tmem14a). The transcript has 5 exons. The record is from RefSeq and is a predicted model, not a curated record. The coding region runs from base 99 to 407 and encodes 102 amino acids. NCBI's taxonomy places the organism in Eukaryota, Metazoa, Chordata, Actinopteri, Perciformes, Anoplopomatidae. Gene Ontology annotation, biological process: regulation of heme biosynthetic process. Gene Ontology annotation, cellular component: mitochondrial membrane.